UCAACAGAUUAAGACAGGAACUAGAAAUGAGUUAGAAGACGAAGAGAGAGGACCGAAAAAUGGAUGCUGAAGAGAAGAAGUGCCCUGUUUGUCAGGACAAACUGCAAGAACCUACACAGCUCCUCGAAUGUAACCAUGAGUUCUGUCAGAGUUGUCUCCAGCAGUCAAUUCACUACAGGAAACAUUGCCCAGUGUGCAGGAAACCAGUGAAUGGUGAUCAGCCCACAGCAGUGCCCGCAGUGUCCAACCAAACAAGACGCUCAAGAGUGAGAUAUGGUCGUUCCAGAGAUCCUGUCAUUAGCCCUAUCAUAGCAUCUCCAUUUGGUCCCUCCGUUUUUGCUGGCAUAUGGAGGCAGCGGAGUGCUCCUCCACACCAGUUUGGAUCCUCCAACCCAAGCUUUGCAUCACUCUAUGCCCCUCAUGUCCUCAGGCCACCACAACCACCAGUGUUUCCAUCUACUGUAGCACAAUCUACUGGUCCUGCUGGUCUGCCCCUUAUAAGACCAUUCCGGAAUUACACCAUUCCUCAGGUGGAUGUGUACGGUCACGGUGACUUCUCCGUUUUCAAUGAAGAAAAUGAACAGAUGGGCAGUCUGCUGUUUGAGCAAGCAUGGGCAGAGCAAAGAGGGCCACUGCUCAAUAACAGAGUGAGGGUGUUUGCUUGCCCCUACUGCCAGCAGGGGGGAAUGGAUGAGCUGGAUCUGCGCGAUCACUGCAAUACCCACCACCAAAAUAACCCCACCCCUGUGGUGUGUCCCGUGUGCGUGGCACAACCACACGGAGAUGAGAACUAUUACAGUCGGAACUUCAUUGGACACCUGAAUUUGCGGCACAGUUACUACAGCGAAGAUAUCACUAACACCCAUCAAAGUGAUGCCAUGAAUAUGCAAGCGGCCAUACUGGAGUCAUUUCAGCUAAAUUCUGAUGCUGCUCAAUGACCUGCAAUACAAUUAGGGAGUGUAUGUGUACGGACACUAGUACACAACUGUAAUCAGGAAUCAUACUCGUUCAUUUAGGUCUGUUCACAAAUAUUCAGUCAAAUCCAUCUGUCCUCUGUCAUGAUCAUUGUCAUUAUACAUGUUGCAGGCACUAAAGAACUCAGGUUUUAACGGUAGCAUAUGCAUCCUCCCUUUGCCAAUACCAUUUUCAACUCAUCAGAACUUUUACUUGCUUAAAAACAUACAGAUUUUGAUAUAAUUUGCACUAUGUAUACUGUAUAUAUUUUCUAUAUUUCUACUGUCUUAAUAAUACAAUUUUCCUUGACAUUGUG
This is a messenger RNA of Alosa sapidissima (American shad), 1270 nucleotides long. Its product is annotated as E3 ubiquitin-protein ligase synoviolin A. The transcript is spliced from 8 exons. Lineage: Eukaryota; Metazoa; Chordata; Actinopteri; Clupeiformes; Clupeidae. The record is from RefSeq and is a predicted model, not a curated record. Bases 60 to 938 code for a protein of 292 amino acids. Gene Ontology annotation, molecular function: ubiquitin protein ligase activity. Gene Ontology annotation, biological process: ubiquitin-dependent protein catabolic process; protein polyubiquitination.